Messenger RNA from Thermothielavioides terrestris NRRL 8126, 1833 nucleotides. RefSeq lists its product as uncharacterized. Gene Ontology annotation, molecular function: RNA binding. NCBI's taxonomy places the organism in Eukaryota, Fungi, Ascomycota, Sordariomycetes, Sordariales, Chaetomiaceae. The record is from RefSeq and is a predicted model, not a curated record. The transcript is spliced from 3 exons. Bases 183 to 1784 code for a protein of 533 amino acids.
UUUAUUUUUGCGAUAAGCUGUGAUUUUUUCGCAAUCGCACGCCCAGCCUUCUGUUUCCCACCUGUCUCUCGUCUCCCAACCACUCCGGGGAAAAAAAUUUCUCUCCAACCCAGAUUUUACCCCUCCUGUCAAUUCUCAGGAAAAAAUCAAUUGAAUCUCUUCGCCCGCCCGCAUCUCUCAUCAUGGGCAAGACCAAAGACACCAAGGCCGUCAAGGCCAAGGAGACCCCCGCGAAGGCUGCUGCUGCGCCGGUCAAGGCGGCUCCCACCAAGGUCGGGAAACCCGCUGCUAAGUCGGCCAAGGACAUCGCCAAGAAUGUCGCUUCCGCCAAGGAGAAGACUGUCUCCAAGAAGUCCAAGAAGGUCGAGUCCGAGUCGGAGAGCGACUCCGAAUCGGACAGCGAUGCCGAGUCCGAGAGCGAGGCUCAGUCAGAGAGUGAGGCUGAGUCGGAGAGCGACUCGGAGUCUAAAACCGAGUCUGAAGCGGGCGCCAGCAGCUCCGACGAAGAGGACGAGGAGGAGGAGUCUAGCGACUCUGACUCGGAGUCAGAGUCCGAGGCCGAGUCGGACGUUGAGAUGACCGAUGCUAAGCCUGAGCCGAAGGCCGCCGUGACCAACGGCAAGGCCAAGCUUAAUGGUGCUGCUAAGGAGAGCUCCGACUCCUCUGGCUCCGAGUCCUCCGACUCCGAGUCUGAGUCGGACGAGGAAGAGGAGGAUGAGGAGGAGGAGAAGCCUGUCAAGGCCGCCAAGGCGGUCAACGGCAAGGCGAAGAAGGUCGAGUCCGAAUCCGAGGAAUCCGAGGUUGGUUCCGAGGACGACGAGGACGAAGAUGAAGACGAGGACGAGGACGAGUCGAGCGAGUCCGACUCUGACGAUUCGGACUCGUCGGAGGAGGAAUCCGAAGAGUCUGAGUCGGCUGAGGAGAAGCCGGCCGUGGCUGAGAAGCCCUCGAAGAAGAGAAAGGCCGAGGCCGAGCCCGAGGCUGCCGCGGCCUCGACCAAGAAGAACAAGGCUUCUGCCGAUGGUGAGGCUUCCGAAAAGAGCGCUACGCUCUUCGUUGGCAACCUCGGCUGGGGCGUCGACGACAACGCCCUGUACGAGGAGUUCCAGAACAACGAGGGCGUCACCGGCGCUCGCGUCGUUACUGACAAGGACUCCGGCCGUUCGCGCGGCUUCGGCUAUGUCGACUUCGAGACCCCCGAGGCUGCUGAGAAGGCUUACAACGACAAGAACGGGGCCUUCCUCCAGGGCCGUGAGAUGCGCCUCGACUUCGCUGCGAAGCCCAGCGCCGACUCCACCCCGAAUGCUCGUGCGGCUGAGCGUGCCCGGAAGCACGGCGACGUCAUCAGCCCCGAGAGCGACACCCUCUUUGUCGGCAAUCUGUCUUUUAGCGCCAACGAGGAGUCGGUCUCGGCCUUCUUCAACAAGGUCGCCAAGGUCCAGAGCCUGCGGAUUCCGACCGACCAGGAGUCUGGUCGUCCCAAGGGGUUUGCCUACGUGACUUUCUCCUCGGUCGAUGAUGCCAAGGCUGCCUUCGAGGCUCUCAACGGCUCCGAUCUUGAUGGCAGACCCGUCCGUUUGGACUUCGCCAAGCCCCGUGACAACAACGGCGGCGGUGGUUUCGGUGGCGGUCGCGGCGGCCGUGGUGGCGGCCGCGGUGGCUUCGGUGGCCGCGGCGGUGGUCGUGGCGGUGGUGGCCGCGGUGGUGGCCGCGGUGGUGGACGUGGCGGGUUCGGCGGGAACCGGGGCGGCGGCGGUUUCCAGGGAAAGAAGAUCACUUUCUAAGCAAGUGACUUCAUAUGACACAGCCGCACACGAGGGAUCACUACGAGGG